Molecule: messenger RNA, 3497 nt
Organism: Phacochoerus africanus (Common warthog)
Lineage: Eukaryota; Metazoa; Chordata; Mammalia; Artiodactyla; Suidae
Gene: SLC22A3
Product: solute carrier family 22 member 3
Biological process (GO): transmembrane transport
Cellular component (GO): membrane
Molecular function (GO): transmembrane transporter activity
Source: RefSeq, a predicted model, not a curated record
AGGACGCGCUCGGGCAGUCGGCGGGCGGGCGGGCGGCGCGCACCAUGCCCUCCUUCGACGAGGCGCUGCAGCGGGCCGGCGAGUUCGGGCGCUUCCAGCGGCGCGUGUUCCUGCUGCUGUGCCUGACGGGCGUCACCUUCGCCUUCCUCUUCGUCGGCGUGGUCUUCCUGGGCAGCCAGCCCGACCACUACUGGUGCCGCGGGCCGAGCGCCACCGCGCUGGCCGAGCGCUGCGGCUGGAGCCCGGAGGAGGAGUGGAACCGCACGGCGCCCGCCCGCCUCGGCCCCGAGCCCCAGCGCCGCGGCGACGGCCGCUGCCAGCGCUACCUCCUGGAGGCGGUCAACGCCAGCGCCGCCGGCCCGGGCGCGCUCAGCUGCGCCGACCCGCUCGCCGCCUUCCCCAACCGCUCGGCGCCGCUCGUGCCGUGCCGGGGCGGCUGGCGCUACGCCCAGGCCCACUCGACCAUCAUCAGCGAGUUUGACCUCGUGUGUGACAAUGCUUGGAUGCUGGACCUCACACAAGCCAUCCUCAACCUGGGCUUCCUGGCUGGGGCGUUCACCUUGGGCUACGCAGCGGACAGGUACGGACGAAUAGUCAUUUACUUAAUAUCCUGCCUCGGUGUUGGCGUCACCGGCGUUGUGGUGGCAUUUGCACCCAAUUUCCCUGUGUUGGUGGUCUUCCGCUUCCUCCAAGGCGUGUUUGGAAAGGGAACAUGGAUGACAUGCUACGUGAUUGUGACGGAAAUAGUAGGUUCGAAGCAAAGAAGGAUCGUGGGAAUAGUGAUUCAAAUGUUCUUCACUCUUGGGAUCAUAAUCCUCCCUGGAAUUGCCUACUUUAUCCCCAACUGGCAAGGGAUCCAGCUGGCCAUCACGCUGCCCAACUUUCUCUUCCUCCUUUAUUACUGGGCAGUCCCCGAAUCUCCCCGCUGGCUGGUUACUCGGAAGAAAGGAGAUAGAGCAUUAAAAAUUCUGAGGAGCAUUGCCAAAUGCAAUGGGAAAUAUCUCUCGCCAAACUACUCGGAGGUCACUGUUACCGAUGAGGAGGUUAGCAAUCCAUCCUUUUUAGACCUGGUGAGGACUCGCCAAAUGAGGAAGUGCACGCUUAUCCUUAUGUUUGCUUGGUUCACGAGCGCUGUGGUGUAUCAAGGACUCGUCAUGCGCCUGGGAAUUAUAGGAGGCAACCUCUAUAUUGACUUUUUCAUCUCGGGAGUUGUGGAACUGCCAGGAGCCCUCUUGAUCCUAUUAACCAUCGAGCGUUUCGGUCGACGCCUACCCUUUGCCGCAAGCAAUAUAGUGGCAGGCGUGGCAUGCCUUGUCACUGCGUUCUUACCUGAAGGAAUACCCUGGUUGAGAACCGCGGUGGCCACGCUGGGAAGGCUCGGGAUAACCAUGGCCUUUGAGAUUGUUUACUUGGUAAAUUCAGAGUUGUACCCAACCACUUUACGAAACUUUGGAGUUUCCCUCUGUUCAGGCUUAUGUGACUUUGGGGGCAUCAUAGCCCCCUUUCUGCUUUUCCGGCUAGCAGCCAUUUGGCUGGAACUACCUCUUAUCAUCUUUGGUAUCCUGGCGUCCGUCUGCGGUGGUCUCGUGAUGCUUUUGCCUGAAACCAAGGGAAUUGCCUUGCCAGAAACAGUGGAUGAUGUAGAAAAACUUGACAGUCCGUAUUCCUGUAAAUGUGGCAGGAAAAACACAACCCAAGUUUCGGGCUCUCACCUUUGAGGCCCCCACUGGAGACAGAAGGACGAGUCUCUCCAGGCAGCACCCCCACUCCCGCCCUGCACCCCUCCCCGCACCCCUCCCCAGGAACCGACGUGCCUUUCAGAGACGCCUGUGUGUCCAUUUCAGCUGCGCAGCUCCCAGUGUUUUUAAUACUUUACAAAGACCUUCGGACUACCCAGAGUAUUUUUCUAUGACGUGGGAUGAAUUAGGACUUACAUGCUGUGGAAGUUUCUGGGAACAUGUAACAUGCGGCUGGUUUAGCCAAGAGCCUGCUGUGAGCACAGCUCCUCUGGAGGUUUUUUCUCACUCGGGGCGGUGUCUCCGACCCACGGGGUUACAGAGAGACGAGCAAAGCCCCAUCGAGAUCUCAUGACAGUUCCAUCAAGAGUGCAGGAUGAGCGAACCGAGGAUCCAGAAAGGACAUCCCGAAACGGGUUCAUCAAACCUGAUCAAGCAGCGGAGGCUCUGGUCUGCGUGAUCUGAGGAUUCCAGGCCGGAAGAAGACCUGGGAAUCCUGUUAGUAAAAGGCUCUGACGCGAAGGACCUGGGGCCACGUGGCUCUACGCCUUGCUCUCUGGUCUCCCCUGGAGCUCCGUCGGCACCCGGGGUCGCAGGCACCUUCAGCCUUGUUCCAUCAGUAAGAACAAAUCCGCUCUAUGGGUUCCAGGUGCUUGGAUUUCUAACAUUGAAUUUGAGGUGAUUCAGGACCACUUCGGUCCUCCUUUCCCGGCCACCUGGAGCCACAAACUCAGUUUCUGAUGGGUGAACCCAUGGAUUAGGAUCUCACAGGUCUUAGGAUUUGAAUCAUAAAGGGAUAUUUAUCUUCUGUUUGUGAGUUCUGUCCUGUGAUGGGGCCCAUGGUCAGGAGUGAAAAAGAUGGACGGACCCCAUUCGAUCCUGACACUUUUAACUUGUCUUGGGAAGAAGCUUACAUUUUAAUUUAACAGAAGGGUUGAUGCUACCCAUGCUUAAAAGAAUUAGCAGAAGCUUUGUAAAUGCCUUUGUAGGUACUAAUAAGGGAUUUGAUCUUUCUUUUUUUGAUACUGAGACUUUUUUUUUUUUUGGUCUAUUUUUUUUUAGGGCUGCACCCAUGGCACAUGGAGGUUCCCAGGCUGGGCGUCAAAUCGGAGCUGCAGGUGCCAGCCUAUGCCACAGCCACAGCAAUGCAGGAUCCGAGCUGAGUCUGUGACGGACACCACAGCUCAUGGCAUCGCCGGAUCCUUUACCUACUGAGGAAGGCCAGGGAUCGAACCCACAUCCUCAUGGAUCCUAGUUGGGUUCACUACCACCGAGCCACAAUGGGAACGCUAUUACUGAGACUUUUGAAAUGUGGAGUUUAAGUACACAUAUGCCGUCUUUAUGAUGGUCUGUGUUCUACAUUUGUUACGCUUUCAGCUUCAGUGUGUAUCUGAUGAAUUGGUUUGGGUGGACACGCAAAAUGGGAACCAAAGGAAAAUCUCGCCAGUGAGGAAGAAAAUCUCUAUGUGAACACGUGGCAAUGUAUGCGGUGUACAUGCUCAUCAUAAAGUACGUUCUCGGCCCUUAAAGCACAUCGGGAUGGAGUGUGAACGCUUUAUUUUUCAAUGAAAUAAACACAGUUCUUUGAGGACGCGGGGCUGCAUCCAGCCUCCCUCCACACUCACUUGCGUUCUGCUUCCUUUGCAUUUGUCUUUGCUGUGGAAUGAUGGUUGUUUGUUGAUACUGUCACCUUUGAAUUGUAUUUUGAGGUGACAUGUGGGGUUCUGACCACAAUAAAAAAAUGCACAUGGUCAAGAGAAA